Porites evermanni is the source of this 6936-nucleotide messenger RNA. The record is from the annotation of a GenBank genome assembly. Lineage: Eukaryota; Metazoa; Cnidaria; Anthozoa; Scleractinia; Poritidae.
AUGAAGUUCACCUGUAUAAUACUUCUACACGCACUCAUUUGCUGGUUCUUCAAGAUGACCAUCGCGAGUCAGUGUAAGGCAGCAUCUUACUCCAUACAAGAUCACGUGCUUAUAAACCACGUCAUCAAGGCCGGGCCUGCAGAGCUGAUUGAACACUGUAUCUCUUGGUGCAUCGAACAUACCGGUUGCCAUAGCAGCAACUUUUAUCGGAUAAGCAAAUGGUGUGAACUGAAUGACAAAACGCACGCUUCCCAUCCUGAAGAUAUGAGACAAGUUCAACUUACAAACUACAUGGAGAAUACUCUCAGACCUCUUACCUGCAACAAAGGCUCAGACUGCGGCAAAAAUUUGAUUUGUUUUCUAUCGAAGUGCCUAGGUGAGUUGGGGGAUUCCUUCAUCCUCCUCUGUCCUUCCUCAGUACGUAUCUAAAAGAAAAGCAAUCAAAUUUUACCGCCGCCAGGUUAGCCUAAUUGGAUAAGGGCUGGUCUGCCAAGCGGAAGACUACUGGUUCAAACCUCGCUCGGACUAGCACUCAGGGAGUUUAAAUGACUGAGAAGAAACUGCCGCCUUUGUAAGACGGUGAGACUUCCUAGUCUUCUCGAAUAAGGAGAACCCUUGCACUAUCAAAUUCUUUGAGACGUUCGCAAAGAGUAGGAGACGCAGUCCCCGUUGUGUUGUUCUAGUCUCAUUCCACAUGGGGAGAGAGAAUGUUACAGCCCCGCAGUAAUUGGCUCCAAUAAGCGAUGUUGCGGUGACCCUACCAAAAAUUGGCGACAUCAAAUAAAUAAAGUAGCUUUGAAAAGACUGUUAAACUGUUUUUUUUCUUCUUCUUUUUCCAGAAUGCGGUAUUCAUGCACUUCCUUACCUUUCAUUUCGCCACGUCCUAAGUCGGUAGCUACGGAGGAGAAAGUAGCGACCCGCGCUCGGAACCGAUCGGGCAGAUUUAUUACAAGGUUAACGUUUACCGGUGGCUCCGCGGACCCGUGGCCGAAGGAAUGAAGUCGGCCAGUGGUUACAAAUUGACCUUGGGAAGGAAAGGCUGCUGGCAAAACUCGCCACACAGGGGAGACCUUCAGACCCUUCUUUGUGGGUGACGUCAUACAAAAUUAAAUUCAGUUCAGACAUCGUCAAAUGGGAAGAAUACAAGGAAAAUGAUGCUGUGAAGGUAUUUGAUAUGGUUUUAUAAAAACGAUUCUGAUUCCGGGGUGGUGACACUAGCAAAGUAACAGCAGGAUGGCUACUUCGUCUACAAACACUUCAUAACUUUCGAGCCAAACAUCCCAAACUUAAUUCAAUACCUUCCAGAUUAAUAUUUGAAACUGUUAUAUAGCUGGAAAUUUUUCCCAACAGCGCUCACUCUCAUUGGUUACUUCGAGGUCACUUGACAUCUAACAAAGAAACUGUUUCCUACCAAAAUUCUUAGCGGGCAAAAUUACAAAAAUCUAUGACGUCAGACGGUAACGGUGCACUGUUACCCGCGAAUGUUGACCGACGACCGCCGUUUCAGCGACGUUUAAUGAAUUUCCAGCUUCAAAAAUUCCACCUAUAUUACAUAUCACUUAAAGACUGGUCCCUCGGGAAACACUAAUUUUGUUUCCGUCGAAUCUCAAUGUUUUCCUCGGCUCCGCCUCGGGAAACAUUGAGAUUCCUGAGGGAAAAAAAAUAACUGUUUGCCUCGGAACCAGCCAUUCAUUUGAGUGUUUCUUGUAAGGUCUUUUUUUCAGGGGCACCCAUCGUCAAUUUUCGGAAAAUAUCUGUUCGGAAGACGAUUUGAGAUCUAGAAUUUUCGGAACAUUUGUUGUAAAAUUUUUUGCUUGCCGGCCUCUCCUAGGUUUUUCGAACAUCUAAAAAAUGGUAUAAUUGCCUAUUUUUAACGGAUUCUUGCCCUCUCUAAAAAAGUCACCUAGAAUCAUGUUUCGCGAGCCUUUUUUCUGGCUGAAAUUUUCGAAAAGGUAACUAAAGUUUUAAUCCCUAUAAUUUUCGGAUCACUAAACGUUCAGCUAGGAAAUCCGAACAGAUGAAAAAUUUUUUAGGGGAUAAAACUAUGCCUACAUCUACCGUUUAAAUACUAAAAUACAUUUAACAAUGCUACGUUUAAGUGGUUGUGAACUAUACUCUCGUUGGCUGGCCUGAGUUUUAGAAAAAAAAAACUAUUAAAAAAAUUAAAAAUUAAAAUGUCUAGAUAGAGUACGUGUUUUUGAGAACAUAGAAACUGGUUUUUCCAGUAUAGAGAUUCUUCAGGAGCCAGAAGUCCAUGAAAAUCAGCUCAAAUAGUGAGAUUUGAAAUACACUGAAACUUUUGGACAGUUAAUGUUAUACUGUAUAUUUGACGUUUGACGGUUAAAAAAUAACCUUUUUUGACGGGUGACGGUUAAAUUUUAGGCCGUUUGACGGCUGACAGUUAACCCCAUUGAGAACCUCUCUUAUAUAUGGUUGAUUCUAAGAAAAGGCGUCUUCUGCUUACUGUAUAUUAAUCAUAGCUUUGGAACAAUGUAGUAGCCUGUACACAGACGUUGUUUAUUUUUCUUUUCGUUCNCAGCCAUUCAUUUGAGUGUUUCUUGUAAGGUCUUUUUUUCAGGGGCACCCAUCGUCAAUUUUCGGAAAAUAUCUGUUCGGAAGACGAUUUGAGAUCUAGAAUUUUCGGAACAUUUGUUGUAAAAUUUUUUGCUUGCCGGCCUCUCCUAGGUUUUUCGAACAUCUAAAAAAUGGUAUAAUUGCCUAUUUUUAACGGAUUCUUGCCCUCUCUAAAAAAGUCACCUAGAAUCAUGUUUCGCGAGCCUUUUUUCUGGCUGAAAUUUUCGAAAAGGUAACUAAAGUUUUAAUCCCUAUAAUUUUCGGAUCACUAAACGUUCAGCUAGGAAAUCCGAACAGAUGAAAAAUUUUUUAGGGGAUAAAACUAUGCCUACAUCUACCGUUUAAAUACUAAAAUACAUUUAACAAUGCUACGUUUAAGUGGUUGUGAACUAUACUCUCGUUGGCUGGCCUGAGUUUUAGAAAAAAAAAACUAUUAAAAAAAUUAAAAAUUAAAAUGUCUAGAUAGAGUACGUGUUUUUGAGAACAUAGAAACUGGUUUUUCCAGUAUAGAGAUUCUUCAGGAGCCAGAAGUCCAUGAAAAUCAGCUCAAAUAGUGAGAUUUGAAAUACACUGAAACUUUUGGACAGUUAAUGUUAUACUGUAUAUUUGACGUUUGACGGUUAAAAAAUAACCUUUUUUGACGGGUGACGGUUAAAUUUUAGGCCGUUUGACGGCUGACAGUUAACCCCAUUGAGAACCUCUCUUAUAUAUGGUUGAUUCUAAGAAAAGGCGUCUUCUGCUUACUGUAUAUUAAUCAUAGCUUUGGAACAAUGUAGUAGCCUGUACACAGACGUUGUUUAUUUUUCUUUUCGUUCUUUCCAAAAACACGGCGAGCGGCGCGAGCGCGCGAGAACGCUGGCGGUCAAUAAACCCCCAUUCGGUCUAUAUUUUAUCACGCGCGCUCGAUGGACUGUUUUAAGAGAAAAUUGAGGGUCUGUGAACAGGCUAACAAUAUAGAGGCCUCGAGGGUUAGCUAGGCCUUCUACUUUUUGCAAAAUGGAUAUACUCCUUAUUUUGCAGGUUUUCACGAGAAGAGAAAUUUCUGACCGCAAGACGAUCGUGUCACACGCUCUAAAUGCAUUUCAGGGUUAUGAAAAAUGUGAACUUUUAUUCCCAUUGCAGGUUUUCGCAGCAAAUUCUGACCGUGACACAAUUGUUUCACACGUUCUAACUCCAAGGUUCCGGGCAAGAUACGUACGGUUUGUUGUGCUGACUUGGCACAGGCAUAUAUCGAUGCGAGUGGAGCUGUAUGGCUGUGCUGCAUCGUGAAGGAAAACUUACGAGAUUAAUGAGUGCAAUGUAAAUGAGUCAGCAAGUCGAUGAAUCAGUAAGGGAUGAGUCACCUCCAACAUUAACCCAAACCGAAAAACUAACUGUAGCCGGCUAAACCUUACCCUAACCUCUGAUUCUGGCUAUAACCACUACCCAAAACCUAGCCUUAAUUUCUAACCCUAACUCUCGAUCAGUUACCCUUACCUCUAACCCUAAUCCCAUCCUUUAACUCGAUCUCCUUACAAGAAACCUGACCCAUAACUUGACUCAUAACUCCCGUCAUUGACUUUUUUAGCCUUAUAAAACAAUCGCAAAUGUUUCAGAGUACUUGUAGCUUCAUGCUCAAAGGAUUAUUCGUUGUUUAAUGUAGAGCUUUUACCGGAAUCCUUAGUUUUGAUGACAUAUUGUAGAUAACGUAGAUCAUAGAAUUGCGGUAUACAUGUAAUUGGAUAAAGGGAUUUAACAUGUUUAAUUAGCAUUGUAGUGUCAACAUUAUAACUUACAAUGAUGCUUUUCAGUUUUGAUUAACAUUGUAAGGCGGCACCAUAAGCUGCACGAGCUUUAAUUCUUGCUGAGUUUGAACAAAAUUUGCUGUUGUAGUUUGUCUUUUGGUUAAACGGAUAAAACUUAAUGCUUACGCCUCAGCAAUCAGGGCCGAGUUGCUCAAAGCUGCAAUUGGUUAAGAUAAACCAGGGUUAAGACGAAAUUUGAACUCAGUUAUAAAAGCUUACAAAAACAAAUUCAUUUUCAUUCUUUUCGUCCACAAUUUGAUGAUUGGAUACUCUAAAGAGAAUAGCAAAAAUUAUCAGAGGAAAUGCUUUUAAAACAAAGAAAAAGAAACUCGGAUUAACUGAUUUAACCCUGGGUUAGCGCUAAUCAGCCUUCGAACAACUUGGCCCUGUGCUCUAGCCUCUUAUGACCGAGUAGAAGAAAGAUCUCAUAGCCAGCAGGAAGUGCACUUCCAUCGGGAGACCUGAUAGGGUACGUGGUGCUGAACUUCGGGGGAAGGGUACUUGGGUUAAUUUUUGCUCGGUAUGUGCCGCUGGCCUCUCAGAGCCCCUUCGUUCCCAUUAUAGUCUAUUCGUUGGCCAAUUAAAGACCCCAUCUUAGUCACUUUUGGGCAAAUAUAAAAUUUUCGCGAUCCCAUUUUUGUCACUUUCUAUUUAUGUAGGCUACCUUAUAUUGAAUGAAGAACGCAUUACUUCAUUUUGCUACGUUUGCUAACCCUAAAUAUGACGAACUGUCUUACCCCCAAAAAUAAAAAAAUGUGUGACCCCAUUCUAUCAGGAGAGAAACGAUAUAACGACACCACAGUGAAUACCAAAAUUACAUAAAAGACUGUAUAAGAUGCUUGACAGAGCGCGAUGGAGGACAGUAUUCGCGAAGGUUGAUGAGAAGAAUGAACGAGACGAGGAGAAGAAAGAAAAAUAAAGUCUCUAAAGUUUUCUAUCGAAGUGCGUAGGUGAGUUUUAGAGACAAACGCCCAAAGUAUACAUAAAUAACCUUGUCAUUUUUUUUUUUCUAAAUUUGUAAUUUGUUUACCCACACGGAGCAGUUAGGAGUUCUUAAGAGCUCGUUGAAACGUGUCCGUGCGUUCCAGAUCGAGCUGAAAUUGGUUGGAAUUGUUGGUUUUUAAGGAGAGGGUAAAACCGGAGUAAACGUGGAGAAACCUCUUGGAGUAAAGGAGAGAGCUCACACUACGCCACAGUUGCUCUUCAUCACUGUUGUGAUCCAGCACUUCGAAACUAUGAUGGACACAAAUUGGGUCAUGGCCAAGUAUUUUUUGCACUAAAUUAACUUAUUUAAGAAAGGGUUUCACAACGGAGUUAAACUUAUGUAAUUUGUUGAUCUAGUGUUUGCAAAUAUAAUGUUGUAUUUCUGUUUGGAUCACUUAACAGAAUGUAGUAUUCAUGCGCUUGGAAUGGAAAAUAACCUUUUGCCGAAUUCAGCCAUCACAGCCUCCUCGGUAUGGCCGCACCCUGGACACGAAUCUUGGCUAGCUCGUCUAAAUAAUGUUCCAGUUGGCAUGUUUUGGGGCUCCUGGUCAGCGGCAUCGAAUGAAGCUGGCCAGUGGUUACAAAUUGAUCUCGGGGAGGAGAGGCUGGUGACAAAACUCGCUACACAGGGGAGGCCUUCUCCACAUUCGGCUCAGUGGGUGACGUUAUACACAAUUUUGUUUAGUUCAGACAACGUUAAAUGGGAGGAAUACAAGGAAAAUGAUUUUGUGAAGGUAUGCGAUGCUGGUUUAUUUUUUUUUCAACGGGAAUCUUUCACAUACGAGGAAAGGCCAUCGCCACCUGCCAUCGCCAAUUUCUUUUAAUCCUUCAGAAUAUUAAACUGUUAAAACAUUUCGUUUCUGUUCUAUUGAAGUUUUUGAGUUUGUACAUAUGUAUGAUUGUGUUAUACAAUUAUUAAUCAGAAUACGAAUUUUAAAUAAAGAUUUCCUACCCCUUUCCACCAAAAUCGGUUGAUAGGUUAAUUAAACAGCUAAAGGUAUGGUUAUAGUGGAAAGUGCACUUAGCUCAUCCAGCUAGUUUGCAGGCCCUCCACUUAAACAAUUAGAAAGAAAUAAUACAAACAGCGGAGGAUUGAAAACCCCAACUGGUGGGAGGCAACCAGACUUGGCUAUUUACAACCGUGGCCGAGGAUUUGAACUCGAGACAACCGAGAACAGAUCCAGCAAGUGGCCAGAGCGGAACUUGAACCCGGGACUGCCAGAUUGGGAGUCCAAGGCGCUGACCAAUCGGCCACGCUGCCUCCUCCAUUCUGUGUCAGACAACACCAACCUCUCCCCGCCCAUAACAGCCACUUGACUUUGCCUCCAGUGAGCGCAAUACAGAGGUUUCUGUGCGCUGCACCGUACACUUAAACAAUUAUUUAAAUUUAACUAUCAGUAAAGGACUGUUUACGAGUGAUUGUUUUCGCCAAAUGUAUUUAUUCUCUUUGCAGGUUUUCACUGGAAAUACUGACCGAAGCACAAUCGUGUCACAUGCUGCAAAGUUCCGGGCCAGAUACGUGCGGUUUGUUGUGUUAACGUGGAAUCAGCAUAUAUCCAUGCGAGUUGGAGCUGUAUGGCUGUGCUUUCCAUAA